Neofelis nebulosa (Clouded leopard) is the source of this 2947-nucleotide messenger RNA. It is a transcript of the gene FOXB1, whose product is annotated as forkhead box B1. Gene Ontology annotation, biological process: cell differentiation; anatomical structure morphogenesis; regulation of transcription by RNA polymerase II. NCBI's taxonomy places the organism in Eukaryota, Metazoa, Chordata, Mammalia, Carnivora, Felidae. Gene Ontology annotation, molecular function: DNA-binding transcription factor activity, RNA polymerase II-specific; RNA polymerase II cis-regulatory region sequence-specific DNA binding. The transcript is spliced from 2 exons. The coding region runs from base 423 to 1400 and encodes 325 amino acids. The record is from RefSeq and is a predicted model, not a curated record.
CGCUACAGGGGUCUUUUCUGCUCCUGUCACCGCUUAAAACUAUCAGAUGGUUCGAGGGAGGACAUGGAGGCAGCCACCUAGCUCAGCGGAGCCGCGGAGCCCACAGCAGCGCCCUCCGGAGCCCCGAGGCCGCCGCUGCUGCCGUCUGCACCGGGACUCCGCAGCCGAGCUCGGCCGCCCGGGGAGCGCACCGCCAGAAGCGCUGCGGACUGGCCGGCUCCGGGCGCUGCAGGGCUGAGCUGCGAAGCUCAGAGACGCGCGGAGCCCAACCGAGACCAGACACUGUGUCCCGGCUGAGCACAAGGAGGGACCGCAGAGCUGCAGUGCCAUCCCGGAUGCGGACGAACAACUUGGAGCAACUUUAAGAUCCAAGCAGCCGCCGGCCCGCGCGGACCCAGAGCAAGAAGGGGGCAAACAAGAAGAUGCCUCGGCCGGGCCGCAACACGUACAGCGACCAAAAGCCGCCCUACUCGUACAUCUCGCUGACCGCCAUGGCCAUCCAGAGCUCGCCCGAGAAGAUGCUGCCGUUGAGCGAGAUUUACAAGUUCAUCAUGGACCGCUUCCCCUACUACCGGGAGAACACGCAGCGCUGGCAGAACAGUCUGCGCCACAACCUAUCCUUCAACGACUGCUUCAUCAAGAUCCCGCGGCGGCCAGACCAGCCGGGCAAGGGCAGCUUCUGGGCGCUGCACCCCAGCUGCGGGGACAUGUUCGAGAACGGCAGCUUCCUGCGGCGCCGCAAGCGCUUCAAGGUGCUCAAGUCCGACCACCUGGCGCCCAGCAAGCCCGCCGACGCCGCGCAGUAUCUGCAGCAGCAGGCCAAGCUGCGCCUCAGCGCGCUUGCGGCCUCCGGCACGCACCUGCCACAGAUGCCCGCUGCCGCCUACAACCUGGGCGGCGUGGCGCAGCCAUCGGGUUUCAAGCACCCCUUCGCCAUCGAGAAUAUCAUCGCUCGAGAGUACAAGAUGCCUGGGGGGCUGGCCUUCUCCGCCAUGCAGCCCGUGCCCGCCGCCUACCCGCUCCCCAACCAGUUGACUACCAUGAGCAGCUCGCUGGGCACCGGCUGGCCGCACGUGUACGGUUCCGCAGGCAUGAUCGAUUCGGCCACCCCCAUCUCCAUGGCUAGUGGCGAUUACAGCGCCUACGGCGUGCCAUUGAAGCCGCUGUGCCACGCAGCAGGCCAGACGCUGCCCGCCAUCCCGGUGCCCAUCAAGCCCACCCCGGCCGCGGUGCCCGCGCUGCCCGCGCUGCCCGCGCCCAUCCCCACCUUGCUCUCGAACUCGCCGCCCUCGCUCAGCCCCACGUCCUCGCAGACAGCCACCAGCCAAAGCAGCCCCGCCACUCCCAGUGAAACGCUCACCAGCCCGGCCUCCGCCUUGCACUCGGUGGCGGUGCAUUGACCCGCAGCAGCCGGAGCCCCCUCUUGUUCCCCUCCCUGCCAGCUUAUACGCCUUCCCCGCCUCCCAGCCCUGCCCUCCCCCCAUCUAAGACCGCCACCCUAACUUGUCCAUUUCACCUUCGGCCAACCCUCUCUCCCCCAGGAGAACUUUGUUUUGGACCCAGGAGACAAAACACAAACUUGCAGAUGGCCUGGAGGCGCGUGGGAGCUGUCCUCGUCUCCACAAGAGGGGAAGGCAGGGAGCACCUGGGCCAAGCCUUCCGACUCCCCGGCCCCCCGAAACCCCCUCCCAUUUAAAAGGCAGGGGAAAUCCUGCCUCCCGCCUUCGCGGAGAGGAGCGCGUCUUCCCUCGGCCGGGAUCGGCGGGGCGCAGGACACCGCGCAGUCAGUUCCUAGACAAGAGAAACCGCCUCAGAGGUUUCCUCGAACAGAUCUCCCCUGAGGGCUACAGCCGCACCGCGGAGGGCCGGAUCUCGUUUACGUCUUGGAAAUCUGCCGGGAAGAGGGACCACUAAUCUUCCUUACCCGACUCGCCUCCGCCCAUCCGGCAGGGGCUGGGCGGACCACAGCUUCCUGGAGUAGCGGCCCUGCCUCCCCAGCUUCUGCGGAGUUUUUUGUUUUGUUUUGUUUUGUUUUGUUUUGUUUUGUUUUGUUUUGUUUUGUUUUGGGUUUUGUUUCCUGCCAGACGCUCCAGGCACGGGGAGUUAGGGGAGAGGCUGCCAAACUGAGAAGGGGACGCUUGUCCUCAACACAAGCAAAACAAAACUAAAAGUAACCUUGUAGUAUUGUUUACAAAGGCGCCCGGUAAAAUGUAAACAGUGAACUUGAAUCUGUAUUGCUUGGCGGGCGAGCGGGCAAAGCCCACUUUACAAGUACCUGUUGUAAUGUGAAUGUUUACUCUCCAUUUCUGGCCAGGUUUAGGGGUGGGAAGGGGGGAUGGGAAAGUUAAUUGGGAUGUUAACUUUCCUGUUACUUAGAGACCUUUUAGCUAUUUAUUUUAUUGUUGGAAGGGGGAAAAAAAAAGGAAAGAAAAGAAAGAAAAAAGAAAAUGAAAUAAGCCCAAACUAAGAAAGCAUCAAGGGCAACCCUAGCAGAAUUUAGAUAGCUGACUGGUAACAUGAAGCAGUGUCACCGGAUAGGUCUCCCAUGGACAAGUCUUUCUGUUUGCUACAAGAACUUUCCCAAGAAGCUAAAGGGCUGCAAAGAGAUGUAAAUGCUUGUGAAUAGGAAUGAUUAUACACUGUGUAAAAUGCACUUUUGUUUGCUAUAUUCCUUUAGAGUUCUUAGGUAAUUUGCUGGAAAACGAACUGUUGUUCUGGUGUGACCUGCUUAAGUUAAAAAAAAAAAAAGUUGUAGUUGUCAUAGGGCUGUAAAAUUUUUCCCUUUCAUUUUUCUCCUUCCCUGUCCAGAAUUAGCAUGGCAUCUUAAAUAUUGAUGUUCUUGUUCCCAGCAUGCCUGUUUUAAGACAAAGAAUUUUAAAAAGGUGUCUACAUUAAAUUAUGAAUCUAGUCCAAAUAAUAUUUUCUCAUUAAAAUACAUAAAUUCAAA